Closterium sp. Naga37s-1 is the source of this 2622-nucleotide messenger RNA. NCBI's taxonomy places the organism in Eukaryota, Viridiplantae, Streptophyta, Zygnematophyceae, Desmidiales, Closteriaceae. The record is from the annotation of a GenBank genome assembly.
AUGCGCUCCCUGGAAAUUCGCGCUUUGCCCCCCUGUGCUGACCCUCGCCCAUCGCCCUUGCCCUGCCCGCCCACCGCCCGUCGCCCUCGCCGCCUAGCCGCCCGUCGACCUCGCUUCCCUCGCCCAUCGCUCUCGCUUUCCCCGCCUACCACCCUCGCCUCGCCUGUCCCCCUCGCCGCUUCCCCGCCCGCCGCCCUCGCAUCCGCCCGUCACCCGCCCUUCUGCCCGUCGCCCUCCCUUCCGCCCACCGUCCUUCCUUCCCCUCGUCGCGCUCCCUCCCGCCCGUCGCCCUCCCUUCCGCCCGUCGCCCUCCCUUCGUCUCGUCGCCCUCCCGUCCUCCCGUUGCCUUCCCUUCCGCCCGCCGCCCUUCUUUUCCCUCGUCGCGCUCCCUUCCCCCCGUUGCCCCCCUUCGUCUCGUCGCCUCUCUGUCGCUCGUCGCCCUCCUUCCCGCUCGUCCCCUCGCAAUCCCCGUCUCUCUCUCCCCCCGUCGCCCUCUCUUUCCCCGUCGCCCUCCCAUCCACUCCUCGUUGUCCUCGCCAUCCCUCCCUUCUCCCUUCUCAUCUCGCACACUUGUCACGCCCCCUUUCCCACCUGCACAUGCACCCUUCCCAUUCCCGAAUAAUCGCCUUUCACCCCCACACUGCAUACAUCUCUCCCUUUUCCCCCCAUCAAUCGCCCUGCUCCCCACCGUCCUCCCCCCAGCUCUCUCCCCGGCAUCUCCCUCGCUCCCCACGUCCCCUUCCCUGCUUCCCCCCAUCCCCUUCCGUGCUUCCCCCAUCCCCUUCCGUGCUUCCCCCCAUCCCCUUCCGUGCUUCCCCCCCAUCCCCUUCCCUGCUUCCCCCCAUCCCCUUCCGUGCUUCCCCCCAUCCCCUUCCCUGCUUCCCCCCAUCCCCUUCCGUGCUUCCCCCAUCCCCUUCCGUGCUUCCCCCCAUCCCCUUCCGUGCUUCCCCCCAUCCCCUUCCGUGCUUCCCCCCCAUCCCCUUCCCUGCUUCCCCCCAUCCCCUUCCGUGCUUCCCCCAAUCCCCUUCCGUGCUUCCCCCCAUCCCCUUCCGUGCUUCCCCUCAUCCCCUUCCGUGCUUCCCCCCAUCCCCUUCCGUGCUUCCCCCCAUCCCCUUCCGUGCUUCCCCCCGUCCCCUUCCGUGCUUCCCCCCAUCCCCUUCCCUGCUUCCCCCCAUCCCCUUCCGUGCAUCCCCCCAUCCCCUUCCGUGCUUCCCCUCAUCCCCUUCCGUGCUUCCCCCCAUCCCCUUCCGUGCUUCCCCCCAUCCCCUUCCGUGCUUCCCCCUGUCCCCUUCCGUGCUUCCCCCCAUCCCCUUCCCUGCUUCCCCCCAUCCCCUUCCGUGCUUCCCCCCGUCCCCUUCCGUGCUUCCCCUCAUCCCCUUCCGUGCUUCCCCCCAUCCCCUUCCGUGCUUCCCCUCAUCCCCUUCCGUGCUUCCCCCCAUCCCCUUCCGUGCUUCCCCCCAUCCCCUUCCCUGCUUCCCCCCGUCCCCUUCCGUGCUUCUCCCCAUCCCCUUCCCUGCUUCCCCCCAUCCCCUUCCGUGCUUCCCCUCAUCCCCUUCCGUGCUUCCCCCCAUCCCCUUCCGUGCUUCCCCUCAUCCCCUUCCGUGCUUCCCCUCAUCCCCUUCCGUGCUUCCCCCCAUCCCCUUCCGUGCUUCCCCCAAUCCCCUUCCGUGCUUCCCCUCAUCCCCUUCCGUGCUUCCCCCCAUCCCCUUCCCUGCUUCCCCCCAUCCCCUUCCGUGCUUCCCCCCAUCCCCUUCCGUGCUUCCCCCCGUCCCCUUCCGUGCUUCCCCCCAUCCCCUUCCGUGCUUCCCCCCAUCCCCUUCCGUGCUUCCCCCCGUCCCCUUCCGUGCUUCCCCCCAUCCCCUUCCCUGCUUCCCCCCAUCCCCUUCCGUGCUUCCCCCCGUCCCCUUCCGUGCUUCCCCCCAUCCCCUUCCGUGCUUCCCCUCAUCCCCUUCCGUGCUUCCCCCCAUCCCCUUCCGUGCUUCCCCUCAUCCCCUUCCGUGCUUCCCCUCAUCCCCUUCCGUGCUUCCCCCCAUCCCCUUCCGUGCUUCCCCCAAUCCCCUUCCGUGCUUCCCCUCAUCCCCUUCCGUGCUUCCCCCCAUCCCCUUCCGUGCUUCCCCCCCAUCCCCUUCCCUGCUUCCCCCCAUCCCCUUCCGUGCUUCCCCCCAUCCCCUUCCCUGCUUCCCCCCAUCCCCUUCCCUGCUUCCCCCCAUCCCCUCCCUGCUUCCUCCAUCCUCUCGCACUCUCACUCUCCUUCCCCCACCCUCUGCCCUGUUCCCACCUAGCUUCCCCCCAUCCCUGCCUUUUCCUCCCACCCUCCUUCCCCCACUCUCCUUCCUCCUGCACUCUCUCCCUCCGUCCUCUCGCACUCUCACUCUCCUGCACCCUCUGCCCUGUUCCCACGUGCCCUCCCCAUCCCUGCGUUUUCCCUUCCCUCCCCCAGCCGUUCACAACCCUUCCCUUCCUUUUCAUGCCCUACCCUUCCCCCUCACUCCUCACCUUCCACCCUCUAAUGCCCAUGCAUGCUUGCUCACUCUCUUACAGGUGCCCAGCACCAGAUGUGGCUUUACCACAGCCUGGUUUAUUGCUUGCAGUGUAGCAGACAAAACCGGGAAGCAACAUUAG